Symphalangus syndactylus (siamang) is the source of this 1738-nucleotide messenger RNA. RefSeq names its product HtrA serine peptidase 2 (gene HTRA2). Gene Ontology annotation, cellular component: mitochondrion. The record is from RefSeq and is a predicted model, not a curated record. NCBI's taxonomy places the organism in Eukaryota, Metazoa, Chordata, Mammalia, Primates, Hylobatidae. Gene Ontology annotation, biological process: programmed cell death; proteolysis; positive regulation of apoptotic process. Gene Ontology annotation, molecular function: protein binding; serine-type endopeptidase activity.
CCCGGCAUUCGUGGGGCGGGGAGGAGUCGGCCUCCCGGAAUCCUGGUCCCGGCGUGCACUUCUGGAGGACUUCAGGUACCGGCGUGCCCCGCGUCCUACUGUCCGCCUGCUCGCGUCCUGGGUGCCGCCUCUGAGUAGGGCGGGCGAGGAGGCAGCCAAGGCGGAGCUGAUGGCUGCGCCGAGGGCGGGGCGGGGUGCAGGCUGGAGCCUUCGGGCAUGGCGGGCUUUGGGGGGCAUUCGCUGGGGGAGGAGACCCCGGUUGACCCCUGACCUCCGGGCCCUGCUGACGUCAGGAACUUCUGACCCCCGGGCCCGAGUGACUUAUGGGACCCCCAGUCUCUGGGCCCGGUUGUCUGUUGGGGUCACUGAACCCCGAGCAUUCCUGACGUCUGGGAUCCCGGGUCCCCGGGCACAACUGACUGCGGUGACACCAGAUAUCAGGACCCGGGAGGCCUCAGAGAACUCUGGAACCCUUUCGCGCGCGUGGCUGGCGGUGGCGCUGGGCGCUGGGGGGGCAGUGCUGUUGUUGUUGUGGGGCGGGGGUCGGGGUCCUCCGGCCGUCCUCGCCGCCGUCCCUGGCCCGCCGCCCGCUUCUCCCCGGAGUCAGUACAACUUCAUCGCAGAUGUGGUGGAGAAGACAGCACCUGCCGUGGUCUAUAUCGAGAUCCUGGACCGGCACCCUUUCUUGGGCCGCGAAGUCCCUAUCUCGAACGGCUCAGGAUUCGUGGUGGCUGCCGAUGGGCUCAUUGUCACCAACGCCCAUGUGGUGGCUGAUCGGCGCAGAGUCCGUGUGAGACUGCUUAGUGGCGACACGUAUGAGGCUGUGGUCACAGCUGUGGAUCCCGUGGCAGACAUCGCAACGCUGAGGAUUCAGACUAAGGAGCCUCUUCCCACGCUGCCUCUGGGACGCUCAGCUGAUGUCCGGCAAGGGGAGUUUGUUGUUGCCAUGGGAAGUCCCUUUGCACUGCAGAACACGAUCACAUCCGGCAUUGUUAGCUCUGCUCAGCGUCCAGCCAGAGACCUGGGACUCCCCCAAACCAAUGUGGAAUACAUUCAGACUGAUGCAGCUAUUGAUUUUGGAAACUCUGGAGGUCCCCUGGUUAACCUGGAUGGGGAGGUGAUUGGAGUGAACACCAUGAAGGUCACAGCUGGAAUCUCCUUUGCCAUCCCUUCUGAUCGCCUUCGAGAGUUUCUGCAUCGUGGGGAAAAGAAGAAUUCCUCCUCUGGAAUCAGUGGGUCCCAGCGGCGCUACAUUGGGGUGAUGAUGCUGACUUUGAGUCCCAGCAUCCUUGCUGAACUACAGCUUCGAGAACCAAGCUUUCCCGAUGUUCAGCAUGGUGUACUCAUCCAUAAAGUCAUCUUGGGCUCCCCUGCACACCGGGCUGGUCUGCGGCCUGGUGAUGUGAUUUUGGCCAUUGGGGAGCAGAUGGUACAAAAUGCUGAAGAUGUUUAUGAAGCUGUUCGAACCCAAUCCCAGCUGGCAGUGCAGAUCCGGCGGGGACGAGAAACACUGACCUUAUAUGUGACCCCUGAGGUCACAGAAUGAAUAGAUCACCAAGAGUAUGAGGCUCCUGCUCUGAUUUCCUCCUUGCCUUCCUGGCUGAGGCUCUGAGGGCACCGGGACACAGGGUUAAAUGAACCAGUGGGGGCAGGUCCCUCCAACCACCAGCACUGACUCCUGGGCUCUGAAGAAUCACAGAAACACUUUUUAUAUAAAAUAAAAUUAUACCUAGCAACA